UAGCACAAUGUCAUCUCGAUUCCAACCGGCGGGGGGCAGUGAGGAGCUAUGGCUGUUUUAAAUCUGCCUUCAACAACCCACGAAGAAGAGUAUAAGCGGCGCCAUGGCGGAAACAGAGCAGCAGUCAGGAUCCACUCCUGAGGAUGAAGCACCUGAAGGCACAGCCGGCAGCACCUUCAUGGUACCCAAGAAAGAAAUCAGCAUGGUGCCUGACAUGGGCAAGUGGAAGCGCUCCCAAGCGUAUGCUGACUACAUGGGCUUCAUUCUGACGCUGAAUGAAGGCGUGAAGGGAAAGAAGCUCACAUGUGAAUAUAAAGUGUCAGAGACGGUGGAGAAGUUACUAGAUCUUCUGGGGACUCUGGACCGAUGGAUAAAUGAGACCCCUCCGGCUGACCAGCCGUCACGCUUUGGUAAUAAGGCCUACAGGACCUGGUACAGCAAACUAGACCAGGAAGCAGAGGCCUUGGUGUUAGCAGUGCUCCCUGCUGACAAAUGUGCUGCUGCUCCAGAGAUAGCUGUCUAUCUGAAAGAGUCUGUGGGGAAUUCCACCAGGAUAGACUAUGGAACAGGUCACGAAGCUGCUUUUGCUGUGUUCCUCUGCUGUCUCUGUAAGGUUGGAGCUCUCAGGGUAGACGAUCAGCUGGCUAUCGUCUUUAAGGUUUUUAACAGGUAUCUCUCAGUGAUGCGGAAGCUGCAGAGGACCUACAGAAUGGAGCCAGCUGGAAGCCAAGGUGUGUGGGGACUGGAUGACUUCCAGUUUCUGCCCUUCAUCUGGGGAAGCUCCCAGUUUGUAGAUCACCCAACACUGGAGCCCCGGCACUUUAUCGAUGAGAGGGUGGUGAACGAGCAUCACCAAGACUACAUGUUCCUGGAUUGCAUCAAGUUCAUAAAUGAGAUGAAGACGGGCCCGUUUGCUGAACACUCCAACCAGCUGUGGAACAUCAGCGCCGUUCCUUCCUGGUCCAAAGUCAACCAGGGCCUGAUCAGAAUGUACAAGGCCGAGUGUUUGGAGAAGUUCCCCGUGAUCCAGCACUUCAAAUUCGGCAGCCUGCUGUCCAUCCAGCCAAUAAAGCCUUGACGAUCAUGCAGUGUGCACAAUGGAAAGACCAAAAUCCCAACAGUUUUCCCUCCCUCUGGCAUCCUCACGUGCAAAUGCAGUAGCAAAAAAUCAACCACAUGUAGUCUGACACACGCAUUCCCACAUGUACACGCAUGUGGGAAUGGAAGCUUGUAGGCCAUCCGUAACUUUAAUGCAGAGCGUGUUGUGGAUGACCUUCUGUGAUUCUGGAGCAUCUUUAUAUUUUUGUCAUUUUAUUUAUAUAAUGGAUUGAGUUUGGAUUUGCUCCUUUUUGAGGGAUGGGGGGGAUUUUUUUUUUUAGAAGUGUGCUAUUUGAAGUUUAACGCUUGAAUUUACCUCAGAGUUAUGAGCAGUAGGCUCAUUCAGUGUGGGGUGAUACAAAUAUGACUGUGUGACUUCCACAGAAUCUUUUGUCAUAGUUUCUUUUUCAAUUUGAGCUAUUUUCUUGAUUUUGCUUUUAAGGCCAAAUGUUUUAAUUUUGUUGCAAAUGUAUCUGUAUUUCAUUGCCCACUUCCUCCAAACAUGCCAGUCACAUUAAUAAUUUGCUAAGAAAUUACGUGUUUGAGUGUUUUUUCCUGAAGAAAAUCUCUCAGCCUUUCAAUGUUAGGGAUCAGAUCUUUAAAGCUUCCACAACAGCUCAUCCAAAAUAGAAUGUACAGAAUAUUUCUUUCACCAUCAUUUCUUUAGAAAGUCAGUUCAGGAAAGAAGUUCUGCAUGAAAUGUAGUUUUAUUUUUCCCUCAGUCUGCCCCUUAGAAGUCACUACCAGUAGUCUGCACCCAUGGCUUCACCAUGGUCCCAGCUCACCCCCAUCUUAAGUAAAAUGGAUUUCUUUUUCAUAGGUUGAGUUAUGGUAGGCAGUGUGAAUUGAUAAAAGCAUACCUGAGUACUUUGUGGUUGUUCUGUGCAACUUUUUCCUCAAAUUUCUCAACCCAGGUGAAAUAUUGUAGUUGUUUUUUGUUUUUUUUACCUCGGAUUUGACCCAAGAUAUAAAUGUGUUCAAUCCUGCAUAGGUUCAAUUGGCGGAUUUUUAAACAUCUUGGCAUGUGUUUUUUUUAAUUAAAGAAAAGUUAUUUUUUGUUAUUACACUGACCUGUCCAACCUGAUUUAAUAAAUUUCUCCCUUUUCUCAUCUUUUA
Dicentrarchus labrax (European seabass) is the source of this 2214-nucleotide messenger RNA. It is a transcript of the gene ptpa, whose product is annotated as protein phosphatase 2 phosphatase activator. Gene Ontology annotation, cellular component: nucleus; protein phosphatase type 2A complex; cytoplasm. Gene Ontology annotation, biological process: mitotic spindle organization. NCBI's taxonomy places the organism in Eukaryota, Metazoa, Chordata, Actinopteri, Moronidae. The coding region runs from base 104 to 1078 and encodes 324 amino acids. The record is from RefSeq and is a predicted model, not a curated record. The transcript has 10 exons. Gene Ontology annotation, molecular function: protein tyrosine phosphatase activator activity; peptidyl-prolyl cis-trans isomerase activity.